Molecule: messenger RNA, 2920 nt
Organism: Sorex fumeus (smoky shrew)
Lineage: Eukaryota; Metazoa; Chordata; Mammalia; Eulipotyphla; Soricidae
Gene: GPR107
Product: G protein-coupled receptor 107
Exons: 18
Coding region: 121-1776 (551 amino acids)
Biological process (GO): clathrin-dependent endocytosis
Cellular component (GO): Golgi apparatus; membrane; clathrin-coated vesicle
Molecular function (GO): clathrin heavy chain binding
Source: RefSeq, a predicted model, not a curated record
CCGGCUCCGGGCCCACCGGGUCGCGCGUCCGCGCCGCUGCGCCCAGCGGCUGCUUCCGGCGCGCCGCCCUUUGACCCGGAAGUGGCCCGGGAGGAAGCAGCUGGUGAUGCUGGAACCAACAUGGCGGCCUGGGCGCCCCUCGGGCCCUCGGGCUCCCGCCGCUGCCGGCCGGCCGCCGGCCUCCCGCUGCUCCCGCUGCUGGGGCUGCUGCAGCUCCUGGCCGAGCCCGGCCUGGGCCGCGUCCACCAUCUGGUGCUGCAGGACGACGUGAGGCACAAGGUGCAUCUGAACACCUUCGGCUUCUUCAAGGAGGGCAGCAUGGUGGUCAACGUCAGCGGCAUCAGGGUGAGCGACCCUGGAGCCAUAUCGAAUUCUGAACAGGUGGGGUUCAGCCUGGAUCGCACGAAGAACGACGGCUUCUCCUCAUACCUGGACGAAGACAUGAACUUCUGCGCCUUACAGAAGGCCGUGAUCUCGGACACCCACCUGAUCCUGAACUUCCCCAGAAGCGUAGUGCAAGUGGAAUCCCCGCCAGGAGCUGGGACUCUCUUACCCAGGAUCGUCGUGAGCAAAGACCCGAGGGUGCUGGGCCAGGGCCAGGGGCCUGUCGCGGGCAAUCAGACCGAUGGAAUGCCAGACAGCGAAGAGUCGAAAGGAAGCACAGAAGACACGAAGGCAGUGGAGAGGAACGAGCUUCCUGUCUUCAGCAAUAACGGGGCGCUGUCAUUCCAGUUUUAUUUCAAUGUCACCAACGAUGACCAGGAAGGCCUCUACAGUCUUUAUUUUCAUAACUGCAUCAGGAAGGUGCAGCCGGUUGGUGGCAGGAAGUUCUCGUUCAGUCUGGAUAUUAACAUCAGAGAGAAAAAUCCCGACAGCUUCCUGUCCGCUGGAGAAAUCCCUCUCCCGAAAUUAUACAUCUCCAUGGCCCUUUUCUUCUUCCUGUCCGGGACCGUCUGGAUUCACAUCCUCCGCAAACGACGGAACGAGGUGUUUAAGAUUCACUGGUUGAUGGCGGCCCUGCCUUUCACCAAGUCUCUCUCCUUGGUGUUCCACGCGAUCGACUACCACUACAUCUCCUGCCAGGGCUUCCCCAUCGAGGGCUGGGCCGUGGUCUACUACAUCACUCACCUCCUCAAGGGGGCGCUGCUCUUCAUCACCAUCGCGCUCAUCGGCACGGGCUGGGCCUUCAUCAAGCACAUCCUCUCUGACAAGGACAAGAAGAUCUUCAUGAUCGUCAUCCCGCUGCAGGUGCUGGCCAACGUGGCCUACAUCAUCAUCGAGUCCACGGAGGAGGGCACAACAGAGUACGGGCUGUGGAAGGACUCCCUUUUCCUGGUGGACCUGCUGUGCUGUGGGGCCAUCCUCUUCCCCGUGGUGUGGUCAAUCAGACACUUACAGGAAGCCUCAGCCACAGACGGGAAAGCUGCCAUCAACCUCGCUAAGCUGAAGCUCUUCCGGCAUUACUAUGUCCUGAUCGUGUGCUACAUCUACUUCACCAGGAUCAUCGCCUUCCUCCUCAAGCUGGCUGUGCCCUUCCAGUGGAAGUGGCUCUACCAGCUUCUGGACGAGACGGCCACGCUGGUGUUCUUCGUCCUAACGGGGUACAAGUUCCGGCCCGCUUCCGAUAACCCCUACCUCCAGCUUUCUCAGGAAGACGACGACCUGGAGAUGGACUCAGUGGUGACGACGUCGGGGGUGAUGGAGAGCGUGAAGAAGGUGCGGAAGGUGACGAACGGGGCCCUGGAGCCUCAGGGAGACUGGGAGGGCUCGGCGUGAGCCCGCUGGACUCACCCACCAGUGUUCCCGCCUGCCCGCCCGCCCGCCAGCCCCGAACCCUGCCACGGACCUUUGAAGAGACCCAGGCUGGACUCCGGCAGGGUGCGGGCGCAGGCGGAUAAAAGGAAGGCUUUGUCUUUAAUUUAUAUUUCUUUGUACUUUCCUUGGGGGCUCUGGAGGCUGCAGCUGUGGCCCGGCCCCCUGCCUGGAGCGGAGAGUGGGGGGCGAGGGCAGCUGGCGCGAGGCUGGGGAGAGAGGACGCGGACGCGGGGCUGCCACAAAGGAGCCUGGGGUCUCUCAGCAAGGAAAUCAGCCCCUGCGCCGGCCCCGAGCCCAGAGCUGCCAGGGGACUUGAUGGGUCCCCCCUGCUGGGCACCCCGCCCCCCCCCCCGCCAACGCUGUUUGGGGGGCCGGGGCAGACGUUUGCACACAGGCCGGGCACACCCCGAGACACAGCCCAGACGGAGGCUCUGGGCCCGUCCCUGCGAGGGAGCUGCGCCCACCUCCCGUGUGGUGCAGACCGCUUGGCCGCAGUGGUUCUCCAGGUUUUCGGGGUGCGUGGCUGGGGGUGGCCUGCUGCCGGGUGUGUGAGAAUCCGCUGACUGGCAGUGCGGGUCCUGGGGGAGGCCAGGACAGGCCAGUCGGAAGGGGUCCCCGGUGUCUGCCGAGCUUUGGAAGUGCUCUGGUUUCGGCUGCCUUGGGGCUGUGCCCGGGAACCCCCCCCUCCAAUCCCACCACCCCCAGCAUUGCAGACACAUCCUGUCCUGUGGCCUGCAGGGACGCUGCUGGCUGUGGGGGUCUGGGCCUGUCCCCAGCCAGGCUGGAGCCCCAACCCCAGGGCUCUCCCGGCCCUUCUGGCUCCUCCCACCGCUGAGUGGCCAGAGCAGGGUUCAGACUCACUCCCACCCCACUCCUUGUCCCUCGCCCCCCAUCCCCCCACCCCUUCCCUUCCCCCACUCAGCCCAUGUGGGUGCCCUGGGUCCCUGUGUGGCCUGCCCGCAUUGGGGAGCGGGGGCACUGGGUCGGGUCCUGUGUGUGUGUGCCACACAUGGCGACCUACCCCCUGUGGGCAACAGUGGGCCAAGGACUGCCAGCUGCCAGCCGGGGCGCGCAGGGGUCUGUUUGUCUGUAAUAAACUGUGUAU